UUAAAUAUUGGUAAAAUAUCAAAUACCCACCUGCACCACCGCAUGGACUGUCAAUCGUGAUUAAGACCCCGCCCCUUUCCAAGGUAUAUAAGGGACUCUUCUUUCCCUCCAACAGCAAACACACCAGGCCGAUCAAAGACAGGAUUGAUUGACAGUCAUCAGCUUGAUCUUCUCCUUCGUGUCAACACCUCAGCAAAGAUGUCCUCAGUCUUUCUGAUUUCUGUGUGUCUCUGUCUGUCCAGCGGACUGCUGGCUGCAUACGGUACCUUCGUCCCCUGUCCUCCUGGUUGGACCCAGUCUGGCUCUCGCUGUUUCGGUUACUUCAACCAGCCAAGGACCUGGGCCGAUGCAGAGACCGCCUGCAUCUCUUUUGGAGGGAAUCUGGCUUCCAUCCGCUCAGCAGCAGAACAUGCAUUCCUCAAAGACUUCAUUGUCAGAGCGACCGGUACCCACAAAACCACCUGGAUCGGAGGCCAUGACUCAGUCAAGGAGGGUACGUGGAUGUGGUCUGAUGGAUCCACAUUCAACUACAGAAACUGGAAUGCGGGGGAGCCUAACAACUGUUGUGGAGGGGAGCACUGUCUUACGUUUAACUGGGGUCCAGCUCUCUGCACAGGAAACUGGAACGACUAUUCCUGCAACAACCAGGUGUCUUUCGUAUGCUCCAGGGACGUGUGUGUGUAACUCCAACACACCAUCAUGAUGCUUCUACAGCUCAUCUCUAAUCUCUAUCAUUGAUUCAUCUCUCAUCUCUAUCAUUGAUAAAUCUCUAAUCUUUAUCAUUGAGCUCUCUGCUGACAGAGACACUUGUUUCUUAUCUGAAGAGUAAGGGACCAGUUCACAUUUGGGUUUAAAAUCAGAAAGAAACUGGCUCACUGAGCUGGACCAGAACUAAUCAGUUACUGGACUUUUAAUCUAUAAUAAAUUACACAAAAUGAAAUAUAGAAAACAUUUGAACAGUCAGACAUCUUUUCUGUUCUAGUUUACUGAAUACUAUCUGUUAUGAACAACACCCACUGAUCUGAUUAAAUAUUAACACUUAUUAGAUUUCUCUCUGAGAGUUAUUGUUUGGAUCAAAACAACUCUCAAGUGUGUUAGCUUAGCUUAGCAUAAAGACUGGGAACAGCAAGCCUGACUCCAUCCAAAGGUAAACCUACCAGAUAUGAGUGGUGAUGAUCUUUUUAUCCAAAAUGUCCAGAUAGAAAAUAAAAGUGUAUAUUUUAUCAGAGCUUUCUGUGAUCCAGGAGGAGAAUGCAACUGUAAUAACACUUCAUAAUAACUAUUAAUAAUUCAUAUAGUCCACUGGUUUAAUGAACUGGUUUCUUUUAAUUCUUAAAACUGAUGUGUUGGGUUCUUUAUUCAUCUGAUUUCCUUUACUAUGUAAUCAACUAAGCAUUCAAAAAUAAAAGACAUAUAGUC
This is a messenger RNA of Etheostoma spectabile (orangethroat darter), 1419 nucleotides long. RefSeq names its product galactose-specific lectin nattectin. Lineage: Eukaryota; Metazoa; Chordata; Actinopteri; Perciformes; Percidae. The coding region runs from base 199 to 684 and encodes 161 amino acids. The record is from RefSeq and is a predicted model, not a curated record. The transcript has 7 exons.